Molecule: messenger RNA, 19957 nt
Organism: Cinara cedri
Lineage: Eukaryota; Metazoa; Arthropoda; Insecta; Hemiptera; Aphididae
Source: the annotation of a GenBank genome assembly
AUGGAAAACCGAAAAAUAUCACUAAAAACCGACGAGAUCGAAGUGUUUGAUGAAGUAAUAAUUUAUUUAUACAAUUUUUUUUUUUUUUCAAUAUUAUACAUUAUACAUACAUUUCAAUAUUAUAUAUUAAUUAUGUCGCUGUUUUUUAAGGUUAUUAUUUUUAAAAAAGUAAACAAUUAUAAAUUCAAUGUCGAUAAUUAUUAUGAUUUUAAAUAUAUGUGUAUGUGUGUGUAUUUUUUUUUCUUUUUUCUCUUUUUCUCUAGAAUACAUGAAAAUAUUGAUAACUAUCUGAUGGUUAGCUUAUAAAUAAUAUACACAAAGUAAAGAUUUUCACUAUAUAUAUAUAUAUAUUUUUUUUUUUUUUUUUUUUUUUUUUUUUUUGUUUCUUUAUAUCGGUACAUAAUAAUUAUUAAUUUUCUUCUUCUUCUUAACUUAGCAAACCAAAUUCUCAUUAUUGUAAUUUAUCCCAAUAUCCCAUCAUAUCCCAUUGGUCUCUAUAAUAUGCUCUAUACAGUUGUUUUUCUUUAAAAAAAUAUAUAUUUAUAUAUUCCGGGGUUUGCAGCCAGAAGACGCGUACGAUACGACUUCGAAACACCACCAGACGCAUCAGUUACGAGUGUGGGAAGGCCACAAUGUCCAUGGUGAUCCGAAAAACGCGGAAGCAUAUGAAAUGGAAAAACGCCAAGCAAUCAUUUCCAUCAAUAACUUCAUGACCAAGUUGUACGUGGAAAGUCAACGGUUCAGAGACAACGGUUUGUUUAUUAACCUAAACUCGGAACUUCCCGAGUAUCCGUUUAAAAUAACAGGAAAAUAUUAAUUGAAAAUAUUCUAGAGAGUAAUUCUAAUUGUACGUAGAAACUAAAUCAGUCAUUAUACUUGCCCAAGUUUUACUACAUCGAUUUUUCCAUUUUAUUUUCUUCUUAUUUUCAAAUAUUUCAAACAUUAAAUAUGAUGUACCUAUGUUAAAAACACCUGUGUAUAAUAUCUACAUUUAGAAAAAAUAUUUAUUUAAUAGUAUGCAUUUUAUAAAGGUCAAAUGUACUUAGGGACCAUGAGUUAGCCUCUGUAGUAAGUGGCAAGUUUAAUAGAUAUAAGAUAUAGAAUAGUUCAAUUUAUAUAUACUGAAAGCAACAAUAAAUUAUAACAACAAAAAAAAAGAUACUGAGCAAAGUAGUAUUAGACAUGCAUUUUCCCGUGUAGCUAAUGCAACCUUGGUAAAAGUAAUAUGUUUUUCGCUACACUCUGAAUCUAAAACUGUACAGAAAAAUUAAUAUUUAAUAUGACUUAUGAUUAACGAUCUAAACAUUUUUUAAAGGUUGCUAAUCGCGUUUACAAAUGUUGAAAUAGGUGUAUAAUAAUCAACAGUAUUAAUUUACCAAUAUUGGAGUAUAAAACGAAUUAUAAAAUAUAUGGCAUUAUUACUUAUUUGUUGUUAAGUAAAAAAUUGAUUAAAUUUCAUGCAGAUCGUGCAAAUUUCGUUUAGAUAAUUAUAAUUUUUAUCGCAAAUUUUUUUUUUUUUGAUAAAACUACGUUAUUAAAUUGUUAUUAUAUAUGUGUCUCGUUAGCCGGCGCGACCGGGGAAAAGCUCGAGGAACUCGAAGAAUACUUAACGGAUCAAGUGGAAAUAGCCCACAAUUUGAUCACCCGGCUGAGACAAUUGCUUACGAUGGAGAAAACCGACGCGGUAAUGGACCGUUCGUUAAAUAGGACGAGAUUUUUCAAAAUGGAUGCCGACUUCCGUAAACCGAUUAUAUACGAUUUAAAUAUUACGAUUGUUUUCUAACAUAUAUAUGAAGAAUGUUGAUGUAGAUAUAUAUUAUGUACAUUUUACAGAAACGCAAAACGAAGAAAAAGAAAACAACCGUCAAAAAGCGUUGGUGGAGAAAAGGAGAAAAGUAAAAUUGUUCGACGAAACGAUUGGUUCGAUCAUCAAUAGAUAUAAUUUCGUAGUCGAAACGAUAAACGCUCCGAGUGAAUACAAGUUUUUUGACGGUAUUAAAAUUAAUAACUAGUAUUAUAUUAAAACGUUUGAUAUUAUAAUGUUGUUGUUAUUAUUAUAUUAUUUUUGUUUUUUUAGAGUUUAAAACGAACACUGAAAUACCUAUGGAAUUGAAAAAGAACAUGGUGAAAAAGAAAAAAGAUACAAAGGUAAGAUUUGACAAUGAAUCGUUCGAGAAAAGUCUGCAAAACUUUUAAUCAGAUUUAUCAGAAAAACCUUUACGGACUUAACAAUUUUUACAACAACUCUAUAAAAACUCGGCAGUAGGAUUUUUAAGUUAAAAUUAGGUAGGUAGGUAUUAUAUAACUUUAUAUGAAAAGUCAAACAUCAUCUCAUGAUGUGUGUCCUGACUUCGAAAUAAGUAACUGCAGGUAUCCGAAUUAUAAAGUACUUUUGUCAACUUACUAUACAUUAUAUUAGUUCAAUUAUAUUGGACCGACAUGGCAGCCAGCCAUGUAGUCAGCCGCAUAGUCUUGAAAUAGUAAUGUCAAGAUUCAAGACUGUGAGUUCAAAAUUAAAUAACAUAUACUUACUUAAUAAUUAGGGCAAAUGUUUAUACGCUUUCGCAUGUAGAAUACAUUUAUUCGUGAAAAAAAAUAGAUAGUUUACACCAAAAUGCAUUUCGUGACCUAGCAAUUCUAUAUACGAGUACAAAACUUUAUUUAACAUAUUUCGGUACAUUUUCAGAGCAUAUUCAAUUUAAGAUUUUCGUGCAGUUUUAAGAUUUUUUUCGCAGAUGCAUAGAGAAUAUUUUUGGAAUUUCAGUGCCUAUUUCUGCAUACAAAUUUAAAGAAUUUUAGAGCAUAUACAUAUCUACCCUAUCAAUAAACUAUAACCAAUAAUAGCGAGUAAAAUAUUUAAUUUUGUUUAAUGGGUUAGGUAUUCCAACUAAAUUUUAAUAUUAUCGACGGCUAUGUUCAAAAUAUUCAAAUCGUUUUUUUGUAAAUAUUACUUAAAUAUUUAUUUUUAAUAUUACAUUUUUAUCGUGGUUUCACAAAAGCAUACGCUUAUAUCUACAUAAUAUUUUUUCAAGAAAUAUGAUUUUAUAUAUCGGUCUUACAAUUUAAAAGUUCAAUUAAUAAAAACAAUAUUGCAAACAUGCAAUGAUAGUAUUAUGUUCAUGUGGAUAGUAAAAUAUGUAAAAUAAUACUGGUGUGCUCGAGGUAAUUUUCCCCGAUGUUUAUUUAGAGAUAUGUUAUCGUUACAAAAAUUGUAUUAUUAGCUGGUCUCCGUUGUUUCUAAAUAGUGUGCCGUCUAUACUAGCAUUACCAUAAUCGGGGACGGAUGAAGGGGUGAUUCAAUAACGGCACUUUUGGACUAAUUUUCUACUUCCGUAUCUGGGAUAGUGGGACACUUCCCAGUCCAGCUCUGGACGUGUCACAUUACUUUUGCACAUUUUCACUCGACUUUAACGCUUAAACAUUUAAUGUCACUAUAAUGAAUAAUCAAGGCAACGUGUUACGUACAUUUGUAAGAGAAUUAUUUAUAAAAUAUCACGGGCGAUAUACAUCUUUGUUGUUAUUGUUUUAUAACGGCAUGGUUAGAUUAUAAUUCAUCAACGAAGUUUAUUAAUUAUUUUGUUAAUUUUAAAUUAACAUUUAACCAUACGAGGAUUUCGUACGAAAUGUUGUAGAAUAUUCUUGUUCUUAAAUUAAUGUAAAUAUCCUAAAAGAAAAUGCAAAAUAAUAAAUCCCCAGAAUUUUGAAAUGGUAAAAGAAUUUAAAAACGGUGACUCCUUUAGUACAAUGAUGGCUUCAAGUCUUUCAAAAACUGUGUGUGACAACUGUGAAAAUAAUACUUCAACGUUUUUCUAAAUAAUUAGUUUCAAAAUAAAUAAGUACAUGAAUAUAGGAAUAAGAAAUACUUAUCGUAUAUUUAAACAUAUUCAAAAAUUAAUACGCGUUUCUCAAUUCGUGUAGGGGACAAACUUUCGAAUAGUAUGUAUAAAUUACUACAAGUACUUAUAUUUAUAAAAUUGUAAAAAACGGUAUAAACUUGUUUGAGAAAAAAAUAAAAUAGAAUAAGAAUUCUAGCAGAAAAAAAACCAUAUGCAAAAUCUCGCAAAUUAUAUCGAAGUCAGUUUAAUGUGUUGCCAAUGUAUUACGUAUAUAAAACUUAUUGCGUACUUAGUAAGCAUUGUAUACGACCCUCUCAUACCAUUUCACCCCCAAUUUCCUCCCGUUCUUAUUUAACGGGCCAAAAACUAUUCGGAAAGUCUGAAACGUCACUACUCAUUAGUAUCGUAUGUGUAUAUAAUAUGUAUACUAUAGCGGGUGUAAGAACGAUGAAUCGAGUUUCAAAAAAAAAUAUUUUCUAUUAUUAUUUUUUUUGUUUUUUAAUAAAUAAAACGAUAUUAUGUAUACGUGUGUGUUAAAUACACAGUAACGAAUGAGCUCGGCAAAACGAACUCGGUUUUUGAGACGUGGUUACUUAUAGAUUUUGUUUAAUAAUAAUAAUAUUUAUUCAAAUACUAAAUAAAUGAAUAAAAACGGGCCAAGGCCUAUUUCCCAAUGGCACAUAAUGAUUAUGACUUUGCUAUGAUUAAUAUACAGUAAACGCAGGCCCGUCGCUGGGAUACAAGCAAGCCAUACGUUUCUUUAGGACGGCAUACAAUUUUAAUCAAAUUGAACCGGCAAAAUGAAAUUAAUAAUCGUCAAAAAAGACCGGCAUCAAAAUAUUCGUUUUGGGGAGAAAAAAAUCUUACGACGGGCCUGAGUAAACAUAAUAUUAUAAACAAGAAUACAGUAAACUAAAAUAACAUAAAGUUCAACGAAAGUGUCAACUUAACAAACGUUUAAAAGUACAAUAAUACACUCAAUACUAUCGGUAUCUAAUUUAGUGUAUGAAACUAUAGACUCUAUAUAAUUGAACCAUAUUUUAAAAUUAAUCGAACUAAGGCAUUGUAUGGUCAUAGGAAUGAUUGUGUGGAUUUCUAAAAUUAAAAGAAUACCGUUUUUCUAAACCUAAUAUUUGUAGAGCUUUAAUAUUUACAUUUUCUAUAAUAUGUUGAUGGAAAUUUAAAUUUAAUGAAUAAGUUAUACCAAGAUCUUUGAUAUAAGAAACUGAUUCGAUUAAGUAAUAGAAUAAAUAUACAAUAUGUAACUUAGUUAUCAAAUUUUGCUUGUAGAAAAAAACAAUUUGUAAAGGCGAUCGAACCCUAUAAAAACACAUAGAGUAACAUUCACAGAUAUCAAAACUCAUGCCUCAUUUUUGGCACCAUUCAAAUAAGAUAUUCAAUUAAUUUUGUAAAAUAAAACAGUCAUAAAUAGAGGUGAUCGAGUAUACAUUUUUAUAUCAUCUGCAAAUAACAGACAUUGGCAAUUUUUGAAGGCUGAGGAGGUAUCAUUAAUAAAUAUAAGAAAUAAAAGGGAAGAUAAAUGUCCUCCCUGUGGAGUACCAGAUGAGGCUGUUGUAAUGAAAGAAGAGAAACUUUGUACUCUAGUGAAUUUAAAUCAGUUAAGUAAAUAAUAUUUAAAACAUGGUAGCAAUAGAUAACCAAAGCCUACGUAAUUAAGUGCAUCAAAAAGUUCGUGGUCACCACGAUCGAAGGCUUUUUCGAAAUCCGUGAAAAUUACAUCAACUUAACAAUUUUGCCUAAAAGAUUCCAACAAAUAAAUUUUAAAACGAUAAAUUACAUGUUAUUUUAGAACUACCUGUUCUAAAUCCAUGGCGUCUCUAUGGUCAAGGAUAUUAUCAACCAAUUUUAUAAUUGUAUUUAUAAUUAUUUUUUCGGGUAGUUUCCCAAUCUGAAUCAAGCUAAAAAUGGUCUAUGAUUUUUAAUAUCUGUUUUAUCACCUUUUUUGAAAACUAAUAUAACAUAACUUAUUUUUCAAACUGAUGGGAAUACACUUUCUUCUAGAAAUUUAGAAAAUAAUAAAUAUUGGGUAGAAUAUAGUCGACAAAUUGAACUAAGAAAUAAUCAAAAAUUCCAUCGAGACCAGGUGAUUUAGAAGUUUUUGGGGAACUUAGUUCACCAAUAGUAACUUCAUUAAGAGAAAUUUUAUAACGAGAGGGGAUACAGCGCUCGUGUAUUGUACAAGGGUUGAAUUAGAAAGAGAUUUUUGAUAAAAGUUAAAAUUAUACACUGAUGAAAAAUAUUUUAAGAAAAAGUUAGAUUUGACCUCACCAUUAAUAGCUUCCUAUUUCCCAAUCUAAAUGUAGAGACUGAGAAAUAAUAUGAGAACGCUUAUUGUAAGAUACCCAUUUCCAAAAAUAUUUAGGAUCAGCCCAAAUAUUAUGUUCUGAAAGAUGUAUAAACUUAUUAAAUACUAAUUUUGGUUAAGAAUUAUAUUGUGAUCAGAAUUUUAAAAAGCUAACAUAAUUUGAUCUGAUCUGAUCAAAUAAGAUAUAUUGGGAAAUAUUGGUGGAUGGAUACUGGGCAGAUUAUAGGACGUAUCUGGAUUAGUUUUGGUUCACAUCCCCACGGCAAGUAUUAGUAUACCUAAAUUAUAUUAUGUUUACGUGUUUGUGUGUGUAUAUGUGUGUGUUUAUUAUAUGAAAAAUAAUUAUUAUCAUUCGAAAGAAUAUUAAUCGCCGAGGCCAAAGUUUUUAAUUUAAAUCCAUUCAGAUUUGACUUAAAUCCCAGCAACAGAUGCUACGGUCUACGUGAUGUUUACUGCUGCAGUAUUUUACUCUGCUAGCAGCAGCUAUACUGUCUCGAAAACUUUCUAACGGGUUAAAAGAACAAAUUACAGUAUUUUCAAAAACCGUAGAUCGUAUAUAAUAUACCUACUUUAUAUAUUCAAAACGAUGGCGUGGAGCACUCAAAUGGAAUAUUAAUAACGCUUCUUUUUAUUUUGUUUUUUUUCGUUCACUAAAAAAUGUAAUUAAAACAAAACAAACAAAAAAAAAACAGUUAAAUUUGCCCAUAUAUUAUAGUAAUUUAGUCCACAGACUUCGAUAAACGUCCAUAAUAUUAUUUCGAAUUAUUCAGAAGCAGUAUAAACGGUAGACAUUAAAAUAAACAAAACAAAAAAAACUUUGUAUAAACUGUGGUAUAGACUUGAAAAAAAAAAAAGAACAAAUCCGUAUCAAACUGCAGACAUAAAAAUUGAUUGUUAUAUAAUUAUGUUAAACAGACUUUAUCGACAUUCCGUAUGAAAAAUAAUCGGAGAUAUUGUGCUAUACUAUUUUGAUAUAUGCUUGAUUGCUUUUUAUUAAUUACGUGUCAUUAACAAAGUUUUAUUGUUUAUAUAUGUAUAUACUUUUUAUUUCAAAUAAAAACUUUACCGUUGUUUCUAAAUAGCCAACAGUCUAAAAAAAAAAAAAAUCCAAACGACUAUUCUUGUAUUUAUUAUAUUAACUAUAUAUUUAUACUACUGCCGAAAAAUCGUAAAAUCGUUAACCAACAACAAUCAACCUAACAACAUUCUUAUGGGAAGACGAGAAUUUAAUUUGAUAACAAAUCUGCUCAUUUCGAAAUAUCAUUGGACCAGUAAAAAUAUGUUAACGUAUUGCAUUAGAACCAUCAUAGUCGAUCUCAAAUUUCCGAAUUUUUAAAGAAACCAAAGAACUGAUGGUAUCAUUGAUAAUAAAACAAUUUUAUAAAAGCUAUGUUUUUUUUAAUUUUUCAAAGAUAACCAGUUGGGUAAAUCUCGAAACUGAAAAUAUGGUCACGAGUGGCUUAAAAAUACGAAUUUACUAAUAUUAAAAAACUAAAUUCACAUUUUUUGAAAUAGCAUGAGAUCCAUAAUAUUUCUCAUAAUAAUAGUUUUCAUAAUAAGUGACGACAUGGAUAAAAUAUAACCGCAGAGAUAAGAGACGCUGGAUUGAAAGAGAGUUACACAGAAAUUAUUGUAAAAAAGAAUUCUCAAAAACGGAAGACUGCAAUAGGCUGGAUAUGAAGCCAAAACCCAUCACCACUAAGCGGAGAAUAAAACGGAGCCCGUGCAACAUUUUAUUUGGAAAGCUAGAAGAAAUUAGUAAAAAGAUGUCGAAGUUUUAGGUGGUUGAACAAAUUUUAAAGUUUUGAUAAUGAAAAAAGGACAUAGAGAAAAAAAUAGUUCUGAUGCCGGAUGGUUCAAACUCAAAUCGAACCGGGAAUAUAAAUUAUUUUUAAUAUUUACGUUUUUAUUUAUUAUUAUAUUCGUAGGUAGAUAUGAGAAAGGUUUUGGCACAAAGAAAAUACGUUCCAAAAUGUACUACAACCAUCAAUCAAAUAUUGGUUCGUUUUUGUAGGUACCAGUCACGUACUCACGUCUGUUUAACAUAAUUAUAAUAACACCGACAACCCGAAAUUAUUAGGUAUAUUAUUUUAGAGAGAAUCGAAAUAGGUAUUGUGUUUUUCCCCCAUAGAACCAAAAAUCGUAGAUCAAAAUUAAAUGCAUUGUUUUAGUUUUAGAUUCUGAACGUAAUGUAGAAUGAAUUAGUUUAUCUAUGAUGAGUGUUUUUUUUUUUUGAAAAUUAUAUUACUACAUUUUGGUUCAAGUUUGUGCAUAAAAUAGGUUCUUUUAAAAUUCUCUAAGCAAUUUAGUUAAUGAUUGGAAAUACUGAGAAAAAAUUUAAAGUAAAAACAAACUGCAAUAUGUUAACGAUUUCGUUGUUUUACAUUUUUAGAUUCUGAGCAAAGCGAGGAAUGUAUUGGUUUUACAAUGAUGUUUUUAUGUAACAUAUAUAUACUGUGUACACAAAUUUUAAAAAUCUUGCUCCGAUUAACAUGUGUGGCAUAUUUUCUGAAAAGUAAUUUUCCUUGUAUGAUACUUUAAACAAGUUAUUUUGAUUUCUUAAGAGAUUUUCAUAAAAAUCGGAAAAAACUUAGAAAAAACGAGAAAAUUUACGAAAUUAAUUUUUUUCAGUUUUGUUUUUUUUGUUAUGAUUUAAUUAAAAAUAUGAUUACAUACAGCUAUUAUAUCUAAACGUCCUAACCUGAAACCGUACGGCUUAUAAACAAGAGACGGGUUAACUAAAGAUAUCUUUGAGUCCGAGCUUCUCGAAAAGCUUAGCACAAUGGCCUAGGAUAGAAAUUGAUUUGGAAUUCCUGACACAGUAUUUAUAGCCAGAUUUUAAAAUGGGGUAAUGGAGUUUACCUUCCAGAUGGACGGAAGUAUCUCUUAAUCUAAUGAAUACCUAAAAAUUUGUCUAAAGAUUAAAAAUUCCCUCUAAAGAUUAGAGGGAAAUGGAAAUAAAAGACCUAAGGCUGAAAAGAAAGGUUCCCGAAAGCCCAUUAAACCUUAUCAAGACCGGGCUCUAUAUCGGUAAUACUGAUGAAGCAAUUAUUGAGUAUAUCGUAAUAUAGGUGGGAAAGAUAAGAGUUACUUUUGGAGGUGGAAGCUGUGUAAAAUGAAUUAAAAAUCUCAGAAAACAGAUAAUAAAUGUCUUGUAAGCCAGAACUAAAAAAUUCGUCUAAGUUGACAAUAUUAGGAAUACUAUUUCCAGACCUUAGAUUACGAAAGAAUUUCCAAAAGAAGCUGGUCCAGUCUUUUUAUAGAUAAUAUAGUCUUUAAGACACUUUUUAGACAUAUAUUGGGCUCGAAGAACUGAGCAUAAUGGGUUACUGGACUAUUUGAAGAGAGCGUAAGUUUGCCUUUUAAUGUUAUAAAAUAUAGUUAAUACAAGGGUUGUCCCAAAAGUAAUGCACAGCGCGCUCUAGCUGUCUUGCAAUGUGAUAUUAUCAGCUGAUUUUAGUAUCAGUUUGUAGCUUGAAGUCUAACGAACACGUGCGUUUUUAGUUUUAGUUGUUUUAGUAAAGUAUGAUGAUGUGUGAGAGCGAUAACGAAAGUGAGAACAAUUCGUCGGCUCACAUUUCUGUUUUUGAGCAACGCGCAUACAUUAAAAUCGAAACGAUUCGUGGUAAAACAGUGCCUGAAAUUCAUGCCGCGUUAAAUGAAGUGUGUGGAACGGAUACUGUGGAUCGUAGUACGGUGCAAAGAUGGCAUCAGCGAUUCCGUGAUGGUCGUAUAAGUAUUGAUAACAACCCUCGCUCUGGCCGACCCUCUACGGUUACUCAAGACAACACUAACGCGGCUAUCUUCGCAACUCUACUCGAUGAAGACCGACGGAUAACGGUGAGAGAGAUAGAGAAUGAAACAGGUAUUUCAAAAUCAAGUGUUCACCGCAUCUUAACGGGAAUUCUACAGAAACGAAAGAUUGCAGCACGUUGGGUGCCUCAUUUUCUGUCACCGGAACAGAAGGAUACACGCAAAGACAUCUGCCGUGAACUCCUUUCUCGCUACGAAAAUGAAAAAGAAACGUUUCUUGAUCGUAUAAUUGCAAUAAAUGAGACUUGGAUCCGUGAUUUUGAGCCGGAAUUAAAAUCUCAAAGCAAUAUUUGGAAGGGAAUAACAUCACCAAGAGCAAAAAAAGUUCGUCGCCAGCAAACAAAGGUGAAACAAAUGAUGAUUUUUGCUUACGAUAAACUUGGGAUAAUUGUCAUUGAUCGAGUUCCAAUUGGCAGUAGUGUAACCGGGGAUUACUACAAAACAUUCCUUGCCAAAAAAUUGCGACCAGGAAUGUUACAAAAUGGUGUGUCCAUAUUGCACGAUAAUGCGCGGCCGCAUAUCGGAGCACCAGUCGUCGCUCUUUUGGAGAAAUAUGGGAACGCCUCAAACACCCACCGUAUUCGCCGGAUUUAAGUCCCCCAGACUUUGAUUUAUUUCCAAAACUGAAGGAACCACUUAGAGGGAUCCGUUUUCCCGACUUAGAUAUACUAAAUGAAGAAGUGAGCCGAAGGAUCCGUGAACUCAACAAAGAUGGCGUCCUAUGCGGCAUUCAAGCGCUCCCGAAACGAUGGCAAUCGUGUAUAGACAAGCAGGGAGAUUAUAUCGAAGGUCUAUAAUAUUGUAUUUAGUUUAAAAUAAAAACUUAUUUAUUCAGAGCAAAUUGUGCAUUACUUUUGGAACAACCCUCGUAUUAUAAAAAUAAAUUCAAAUAAUAAACCUUAAAAAACGAUUCGUUUCGAUCAACAACGCAUAUAAUAACAAUAGUUAUAAUCUUGUGUUCGGUAAACUGCUGCACUAUCGAAUUCAAACGUCAAAAUGUAAGUUAUAAUAUUGUUACUAUAAUACCUAACUUAAUAAUAAUAUUACUGUAGGUAUGUUGUCGCUAGUCUAUGAAUUUAGCAUUUUUUUUUUUUUUUUUAAAGUGUUGAGUGAAUUUUUAACGAGAUUUCCAUUUCGAUAUUAUGAAAAGUUUAUCUAAAUUAAUUUCAGUCACAUCGUCUUUUUUCAGACGAAAAAUAACAAAAGAAAUCUCGAAAAUAAAAAUAAUUCUCAUCCGUGCUCAACACUGCACCCCGCCGUUGUUUCCGGUAAAAGCUUUUAUUCUCGUCACCUUAUUUUUAUCCUCGAGUCAAAUAAUAUUCUCUCGAUCUGUUCACGACAACCCUGCACUUAUAUAACGAUGUUAACCUUAACGGUGUUGCUGGUCACAGUAAAUAAAUGUAACUUUUUUCUCAAUAGCACAUACAAUGAUAAGAAAUUGAAAUGUGCAGUGGACCGACAACGCGACUAUUACGAUAAUAUUAUUAGAUUGCCAAAUACCACUUAUUCUCAGGUUCUUAGAAACAUAACCUCAAAACCAAAAAUCAACAGUUAAAAUUUGAAUUUAAUACCGGUACGAAUUUAAUGACAAGAAAUUGACGAUUCUGGAAUACGAUAAGAUCAGAAUCGAAUUUUUUUCACCAAAAUCUGCAACUUCUUCAACAUUUGUACUGGCGGCGCUUCGGUUCUGUCACCCUCUGUUAGACUGGAUACGUUCCUAUUUUCUAAAUUAGCCUCAAUGUGUUAAGCUUUUCAGCUUCAAUUCGCAUAUAUUUAUAGCUACGUCUGGAGUUCCUCGAAGUCGACAUCUAUCUUCAAUCUUAUUCUCACUAUUCAUAACCAGUGUUUCAAGCGUUCCUCGAUUCUGCAAAUUCCUCUGUUUUAUUGAUAAUAUAAACAUUUUUCCCAAUAUGGUUGCAUAAACAUAUAGGAGGAAUUAGACAGAAUCAAAAAAUAUUUGGCUUUCUCUAAACAUUGAUAAAUGUAAAUCUAUGGCCUUCACUGGACGCUGUUUCUCUCAUUUAUUUUUUAUUCGAUUAAUGGUACCGUCCUCAUCUCCGUUAAUAUUGAUGCUUGCUCUCUUGGUUAUAUUCUUGUACCUUUGCUGUACCCUAGAGCUUACAUCAAUCAAAUUAUGUGCAAAGCAAAUAAAAUACUAGGUUUUAUAAAGAGAAUUUCUGGGGAAUUUCAAUUGUCAAAGUCUUUAAAGGCGUUAUACUGUGCUUUAAUUAUACCCAUCCUGCUUGAAUGUGGUUGCAUAGUGUGGAAUCCUCACUCAUUGAUAUACGAGUACUGCCAACAAAUCGAAUAAAUUCAACAUAAAUUUCUCAGUUCGUUAGUUUUAAAUCAAAUUUCAUCCAACCGUCUCAUGACUUGAACCAGUACUCCUUAACUUAAAUCUCCUAGCCGACCGCUGUCGUGCUCAUGACUUCACCUACUUUCAAAAUUUUAUCAGUGGUAAAACUGUUUUUCGUUCUCCCCUUCAACACGUUAACUUUAGAGUUCCUACGAGCAAUACCCGUGUCAUCACUCUGUACACUGUACCGUUUUGUUCUACAGAUUAUCAAAAUAAUGAGCCUCUCACUCGCCGUAUGAGGCAAAACAAUCUUGAUACUUCCUUCUCCUAAUUUAGUUGAUUAUAUUACUUCGACCGAAUGAUAUACAUUUUUUUUUCUUUUAUUAUUUUAUGUAACAUAUAUUCAUAUAUAAAUUUGCAAUAUUUAAAUAUCAAAUACUGUAUUACAUUUUAAUUGGGUAUAAGCUGGUAAAAUGAAUAAAUAAAUAAAAUGUGGCCUACCCAGUACUCGACGCGUAACGUGACUUUUGCUUUUCACCCGGAAUUUAAUUUAUAUCUGACGUAGUUUUCCAACUACGAAUAGUAUUACAUUUUAGUUUUAUACUUAGAAUAUUAACUUUCUAAGAGCACUUUUAUUUUUGGAGUUUAUUGUUAUAAAUAUACGGGUAACCCCUUUUACAUAAAAGUAACAGUACAACAACGAAUAUAAUAAUACAUUAUAGGUAUUAUGUAGACAUUCUUAAACAUUCAAAUAUAUACUAUUAUAGUCCUGUUAUUUUUCCUUGUGCUUUAACAGGUUUUUAACUUUUAAGAAAUACUACUAAGAAUCAGAUAGGGAAAAUGUUUCAAAUAAAGUACCACCGGCCCAAAAUCUGCAUCUUUUAAUGAAUGUUGUGAAUAAUUUUGAGCAUUUUAACUAACUGGAACAGUGUUUUUCGAGAAAUAUAACACUAUUGAUAAAGCUAUCAGCUUCAUUGCUACAAACAGAAUGGGUAGAGUAAUACAUUGUGUAUUUUCAUUUUUUUUUUUCUUAUCAGAAUGAAAGCCACGGAAACAAAGACGUUAGUUCCAUACUCGGGUCACCUCUGGACAUAUUGAACGGCAGAAUUAUCGACCCGGAGAUUAAACCCACGUACCGAAUCAUCGGGACGGACGUCACGAGCUACAAAACCAUAUAUAACUACUCGUGCACACUGUACGGAUUAUAUGGUAUAGUAUCGUAUUAGUUUUUUUUUCGUAUCUAAUUUUUCAAUUUAAAAUAAGUGUUUUGUUGGUAAAGAAAAAAACCCGUUUUUUUCCUAACUGAGAGAUUUAUAUUCAUUAAUUAAAUAAAAUUUGUCUUAUUUUUAUUUCCACAUCCUCCCCUCUUCAAUUUUGUUUUCGCUACGUCAUCCGUUUCUUAAUUAAUUCUCUGUGAAAACUAAAAAAAAAAUAAUCAUUUGUGUUACUAUAUAUACUGUAGAAUAUAGCCAUUAAAAACAAAUGAAUAAAAUUGGACUUUCAGACCAAUUAGAUGUUAUCUAUUCUAUAAUAGAGAGAAUGCUCUUAAAACAAUUUCUAUAAUAUAUUUUCCUUUCAAACAUUUCUCAAAGCCAAAUAAAAUCUACAAUAUAACUUUCGAUAAAAUCAUUAUUUUAAGUUUAUAAUAGUAAAAAUAUAUAUAUUUUAAUGGAAUAAAAUAAUUUGAUUUGGUAAUAAUAUUAAUGUAUCAAUAUUUAAUAGAUUUAAAGGAUUUGUAUACAAUUUUUUUUGUACUUAUAGUUGAAGGAAAAGGUUCAAAAAAAGAAAAAGCAAAAGAAGAUGCAGCUACAGAAAUGAUACGUCUAAUAUUAAACGAACAAAAUGCGAAUACUCUGUCGAAUCAAUUCAAACCGUUCAGUGAACAAGAGUAAGUGCUUACUCGUAUAUUAUAACUUUAAAAUACAAUAACUUUUUAUGAACAAGGUUUGUCCAACAAAGUAUAAAUUAUAAAUCUAUUCCACUUGGUACUAUUUACUUCUAUUAAUACUGGCAUUUUUCCUCAAUUAUUUAAAAAAAAAUUAUUGUCCCAUUACAUAAGAAUAGUGAUAAACAAUUUUUGCAAUAACGGACCAAUUUCUUUAACUUUAUCUAUCUCUAAAAUAUUUGAAAAAUGUUAAAAAUGGAUCACUAUUUUUCUCUUAAUAAAAACGAUUAUUUUUCAAAUAACCAAUUUAAUUUUAGAUUAGGAAGAUCUAUUUUAAAUGUUUUAAUAUAUUUAUAUGAUUCUGUCAAUACUAGUUUAAAUAAUAAUAAAAAAUGAUGUACUACACAUUUUUUUAGACUUAAAAAAGCAUUCGAUUUUGUUAAUCAUAUUCGUAUGAUUGAUAGAUUAUAAUGUUAUGAUAUAACAUAAGGGAAAGGUUUGGAUUUAUUUACAUCAUGCCUAAUGAAUAAAUCACAGGUAGUAAAAAUCAACGGCAUUUAUGAUUGUGAAGCUCUAAUAAAUAAACACGGAAUCUCACAAGGUACAGUUCUUGGGCCGAUUCUAUUUAUUAUUUAUGUUAAUAACUUUUUGGAUCUUAAUAUAAAUAGAACCAUUUUUUCAUAUGUAGUUUAUGCGGUAAUUUUAGUGAAAGCUAACAGUGUGAAUGGAUUACAUGAAUUGUCUAUUUCCUCUUUAAAAAUUGAUUAAACAUUAAUAUAUUAGAGCUUAAUUUAAAUAAGUCUAGGUAUAUGUAUUUUCGUUUAUCAAAUACAUCUACCAAACCGUUUGUUAAAUACAUAUUUUUACUAAACUCCGUUGAGUCUAAACUUAACAGAGUGCAAUGCUAACAGAUAAAAGCAACACGUGAAAAAAUUCGAAAAACAUUUCACUUCAUUGGAAGUUUUCAAAGAAAUAGAUGACAACUUAAACCCAAAAAGAAGCAUAUAUGAAUUACGUCCAAAAAUAUUUAAACGUCUGAAACCAUAUGACUUAAUUGAAUUGAAUUUUUAGAUAAACGACAGGAGCCACUUCAUUUGAAGUGUGACUUCAUCAAUAUGCACAGUAUGUAUUAAUAUCUAAUAUGUGCCAUAAAAUACGAAUAGGUAUAUACAUUCUUGAGAAUAUGUAUAAAGACUUUUGGGUCGUUUUAAUAAUAAAACCUCAAGGCGUUUACAAAAAAAAAUCUUUUUGAAACUAAUGUGGUGAUAUUUAAACUGCAUCAUGUUUACAAUACACGCUUAAAAACUUCAAGUAAUUUAAAUUGUAUAAUUGUAUAAAAGUUAAUUAAAAAAUUAGAAAAUUCAACACAGUUAUCGUAGAAAUUGAUUUAUGUAGAAAGUUAAAUAUGGGUAUCAAACGGGUAUUUAAAUAUAGGUAUUUAAAACGAAAUCAAAGUUAGUUAACUAUUUGUAUACAUUGGUUUUAAAUAAUAAUUUUAAUUUAUAGUAGUAUUUCGGUUCUUUGCUUAAUUUAAUUGACAUAAAGUUAGCUUUAUUCUAUUUAUUAAAUAUAUUUUAAUAAGUCACAGUUGUCGACUUUUGAACUCGCUUACCUCAAGCAAGCCUUGAUUUAACUUUUUUUUUUGGGGGGGGGUGAGUGUCAUUUUCUUAUAUUUUGUUUUGAAAAAAUUAGUUUAAGUUUAAAUUUAUUGUAUAUUUAAACUAAACUUGUAUAUGCUUUAAUGACGUAAUAUAUUAUAUUGUUAUUAUUAUUAAAACGCUCGGGAAUAAAGGGAACGGUAUUAUAUUAUAGAGUCAAGUUUUCCAAGUACCGAGGAAAUUAUAAUAUACAAAAAAAUUCCCGACGAGUUUUUUUCAUUUUUAUUUCAAACUAUAUUGACGUUCUAUACACAACGAAACAUUGCAUAACAAUAUAAACAGUACAAGUACAUACCUACCCAUGUAUAAUAGUAUAAUAAUAUUCUAUUAAUAAUGAGUAUUUCCAAUACACAUAAAAGACAAAAGUACCAUGCUAGUAUACAAGUAUAAUACUAAAUAUGAAUGUAGGUAAGUACUACCAAUUAUAGAAAAACAUAUUGUGAAAGUUUCGAAUAAUAAUGCAUUUUUAUUUAAUUUCAUUCGGUACCUAAUAAUAUUGUAGAACUUAUUCGUGUAUAGUAAUUAUCAGGGCUCGAAUUUUAUGGCACUGAAAAUAACUGAAGUAUGCGCUAUAAUACGACCUAAAAAAUCUUAAAAUAAACUCUAUAAUAUGUCCAAAAAAUUUUUAAAUCGACUAUAGUAUACCACAAAAACAUGAAAAAUGGUUAAAGAGAAAAUUUGUUUAAAUAUAUAAAUACAACCAAAAGAAAUCAUAAAUGUAAACUGUUCGACAAGUCAAUAAGCAGGGCUACUUAAAAAUAAAUUAUAAUAUGAAAUGAGAAUGUAGGUAUUUUUCUUAUGGAUUCACAUUAAAUGAAAGAUGUUUUCUACUUUUUACACAAAAUACAUAAUAAAUCAUAUUAUACAUAUUAGUAAAAAAAAUAGCACCAAAAAUUGAAAAAUAGCACUAAAAUUCUAAAAUAUUUCAAAUAUGCGAAAAAUAGCAGUAUACAAUUUCAUAUUUGGAGUCUCUAGCACACAAAAAAAAUGUAAAGCUCACUCUGCUAUUUUUAUCUGUAUCCUAUAAAAACUAACAAAUGCUAUAAAAUCCAAGUCCUGAUACUACACUGAUACACACUGAUAUACACAGUAUACUACACUGAUCGAAAAAUAAAAAUGUAUUUCAUUAUUUAAUAGUUUCUAUUUUCACGUUUUUAAGAUAAAUUUACAUGUAGCAAAUUAGACAAAAAAAAAAACAGCUAAACAUAAAUAUUAACCUAUUGCACUAAAAUGAAAAUCACUUAUUAACUACGAAAAGUUUGAACUCAAUACUAUUAAAAACUUUUUGAAAAUAUACCUACAUGGAGGUGUGAUACUUGCACAAUUGAGAGGCAAAAUAUAAAAUCAUUUGAAAUAUGCAAUGGUGUCACCGCAUAAAAUUCUUUAGAUUUCGUGGUGUGACAGAGUAACAAAUGGAGAAGUUUUAAGAAGGAUUAAGGAAAAAAGACAACUACAUAUAACAAAUAAUACUACGUCAUGAUAAUUUAUUAAAAGUUACGCAUAUACGGUAAAAUUGAAAAUCUUAGGAUGGAAUAUAUUGGUAUACGAGUAGAUACCAUAAAUUCUUUAGGAUAUGGAAAUGAGAAUUAUCGGUAUUUGAAGAAUUAGAAUUUUGACAGAGAAAUAUGGAGAGCUGCAGCCAAUUAAUCGAAAGAUUGAACGUCAAAAAAAAAAUAAAUUUAAAUAAAUGUCCAUGUGACUACGUACCUAUCAAACGUUACCUUCAAACGUCUUACUCAUAUCAACAAAAUCAAAAUCUUAUUAGAGAGCUGACUAUAAUACGAAUAGAUUAAAUUAUUUUGCUUUUUAAAAAUAUUAAAAAAUAGAUUUAAACUAUACAUACAGCAUACAUGUUUUUCGUGUCCUUUAAUAAUUAACGAAAUGUAUAUUUGUUUCGAAUUCUAGUUUUGGUUAAACGUACAUAAUAAUAUUAUAACAUUGUAGAUAGACAGGUUAAAUAAUGGAGAAACGACGACGGAUAUAUAAAUAUAACAAUUUACAAUCGAUUCGUUAAUAUUUUAAUAAACCUGAAAAGCAAACACACCGCGAUUUCACAAUGACAGUAUUAUGUAAAUUUGUAGGUAGGUAGGUACCUACAAGACGAGAAAUAAUAUUAUUGCAUUAUUUCCCGCCGUAGGCCUCCUCUAAUUUAUAAUAAUAUAAUCCAUUUACAGGAAAUAUCUGAAAAUAUUUUGAACAUUGCAUACUGUGAGCCUUAAUGUAUAGGCGUGUGGCCAGUGCUCGAAUUGUAGGGGGGUGCGCAGAGGGACGAAUCUUCUCUCCUUUUUUUUAAAUUUUGUUGAGUACCCCGACUAUAUUUUUUUACUGGAACGGGGAGACGGCACAAACCAAUAUCAGAAAUAAUAUUUAUUAAAAUGUGGAUUUCAAUUGUUAAUUAUGUAACGAAAUUUACUAUUUUCAAUUUCAAAAUUAUCUUUGAUAUUAGUUUAACAUUAUCAUCUUUUCUGUGGUCCUAUAUUUUUUUACCAUAUGGUAGGUAUAUCGAUAUCUUAGCACACGAUACCACAAUAACCAAACGAACUUCAAUUUAUUUAACUAAACUUUUGACUAUGUAGUUACCAUAUAGAAAUUACUCUAUGAUGGUUAUAUAUAUUAUCCACAGAAAAGCGAUAACAAAAAAAAAAUUAUCAUCAGGGUAUAAUAUUCAAAUAAUUAUUAUUUUCUACUGCAACAUGUAGGAUGUAGGUAUUGCUAUCAAAAUAUAAUUGGAAUUUUAAUAUUUUUAGCUGAAUAGUGGUAUUCAAAAUGCUGGUAAGGUAGAACGAGGGGGUGUAGGGACGAAGCCCCCGCGGGUCUGUGUUAACUUUAGUAUUAUGCACUUGGAAUGCAGUUUUUAAAUCGUUGGAUUGAGCUCCUCUAUUUAAUUAAAGAGUUUCGCCUCACAUACUUUCGUACCUCAAAUGAAUUAAGUUAAUAGUCACUAUCUUAAUUCAUGAUACCUAUAACAGUUAAUAAUGAUUAUACAUACCCUGUACGCUUAAUAAAAAAAAAAAAAAAAAACAUAGAACAAAAUUUCAAAUAUUCCAAUAUUGCUUCGUCUGUAUUUGCUCGAUUCACUAGCUAACGUCAAAACAUAAUCGAAAAUAAUCCAGGUUUUCGGAUGUCGGAUAGGUCAGAGAGGAAAAAUCAUAGAUCUAUGGACAGAUUUGGUCAUUUGUAUUGGGAGUUAACACAGGAAAGAAAAAGAUAGUAGAACGUAUAGUAUCUAAAUAGUAUCUUUCCCACUCACUCGAUGUUCCCUUACGUCUAUCUCUAUCUUUUCUACCCAUGGAUAAUAGGACUACGAGAAAAAUGUACUUUUUUAAGUUAACUAUUAACUUUUUCCAUAGAUAUGUGCUUUUAUUUUAUUACGGUAGAAAAUCUACACUACACCUAUACCUGCCGCAUAAACUGAUUUCGAAUAAUUUCGGUCUAAGUAAUUGAUCGUUGAUAUAAUGCAAUUUUGCACGUUGCCAUCCAAAAAAAAAUGUAUAAUAAUAUUAUAUAGAUUAGAGAUAAGUAGCUAAUGGCAAUAUAACGACGGGAAACUUUUGUUGCUUAAAUAAACACUGCAGUAUACGAUUAAAAUAAGUAAUUAAAUAACGAAAAUAUAUUUAUUUUUUAUUGUAUUAUAACUUAUUAUUGUGAAAAAAUGUUUGCUAACAUCGCAUAUCAAAAAAAAACAACAUAAAUAUAUCAUGUGUGAUCGCAAUAAUAUUGAACUUCCGGAACUAAUAAUAGUUUAUAUUAACUAAAUAAUAACUGAAAUAAACUAAAAUUUAAAUGUAACUAAAUGUAAAUCGUUUUCAGAUUGAACAAUCUGCAAGCAUUACUGAAAACCAAACAGAACUACACCGACUUUCUAGAAGAAACCAAUAAAGAUGACAUUCCUUUGGCAUUGGACAUCAAAUCGCAUAAAAGAUUAUCCAUAGUUACAUAACUAAAACUAUCUAACGAAUUUACUCUACGACAACACAAAAUGGCUAAUAUGCAAUCAAUUUUAAUAUAAUUCACACUAUACUUGGUGGCCGACUGCCUCGAAAUCACAUGAGUGGAAAUUUAAAUAGUUUUGUUUUUAAAUAUUUAAAGGUCAUUUGAAAUAAAAGUAUUGAAUUUUGUCGAACAAUAAAUACACGAAUACAC